This is a messenger RNA of Sphaerodactylus townsendi, 3692 nucleotides long. RefSeq lists its product as uncharacterized. The record is from RefSeq and is a predicted model, not a curated record. The transcript is spliced from 6 exons. Lineage: Eukaryota; Metazoa; Chordata; Lepidosauria; Squamata; Sphaerodactylidae. Gene Ontology annotation, molecular function: protein binding; peptidyl-prolyl cis-trans isomerase activity. The coding region runs from base 194 to 2989 and encodes 931 amino acids.
GUCACCUACUGCUUCAGAAAACGGCUCCCAAGCAGCAGAGAUUGCUUCUGCCUAGUCAGUUGUGACUGAAGAGAUUGCCUAGGGCUAUAUUUAGGGCUCGAAGCACCCAAAUUGGAAUCAAGUCCCAUCAAAACAGAGUGGGAGUUGGGGGGAUUACCCAGAAGGCAUUGUAAAGAGUAGGGAACCAACCCCCAUGUUACCUGAAGAACAGCAAGGACCUGCCAUCAGUUCAGCCAUGGAAGAAACGUACCUGCUUAAUGUGGAAGGAGUAAAGAAAAAGAUUUUACACGGAGGCUAUGGGCAGCUGCCGGAUUUCAAAGAGGGAAGCAAGAUCAUUUUCCACUUCCAGACACUGAUGGACAACUUUGAGCGAACGGUCAUAGAUGACAGUCGUGAGUUUGGAAUCCCCAUGGAAAUCAUUGUGGGGAAGAUGUUCAAAAUCGAAGUGUGGGAGACCCUGUUGACUUCCAUGAGGAUCGGCGAGGUGGCAGAGUUCUGGUGUGAUCCUGUUCACACUGGUAUGUAUGCCUUGGUUUCCAAAAGCAUGAGGAAAAUUGCUGAAGGCAAGGACCCUCUGGAGGGGCAGAAGCAUCGCUGUGGGAUGGGCAACAUGUUUGAUUACCACAGCACAGGCUACACAGACCUGGAUGAACUGCUGAGAACACCUCAGGCCCUUAUCUUUAUCAUGGAGCUUUUCAAAGUGGAAGACCCUUCUGCAUACAAACGUGACACAUGGGCCAUGAACAGAGAAGAGAAGCUGGCUGCUAUACCAAAGUUGCACACUGAGGGAAACCGGCUGGUCCUGGCCCGGAAAUUCAAAGAGGCAGCGGAGAAGUACCAGGAAGCUGUCAUCUGCUUGCGCAAUAUUCAGGCCAAGGAGAAGCCAUGGGAAGAGGAGUGGCUGCAGCUGGAAAAACUCGCUACCCCACUUGUGCUGAACUAUUGCCAGUGUCAACUGGAGCUGGGGGAAUAUUAUGAGGUGUUGGAGCACACUACUGAUCUUCUCCAGAAGGACAAUGAAAAUGUCAAGGCAUAUUUCAAACGGGCAAAGGCCCAUGCUGCUGUCUGGAAUGACAAGGAGGCACGAACAGACUUUCUGAGGGCGGCCCAGCUGGAUCCUUCACUAGCUGCCGCUGUGAGGAAAGAAUUAAAACUCCUGGGGGAGAAGAUGAGGCAGAAAUGUGUGGAAGAGCGCAAGAGGUAUAAGGAAAUGUUUGACUGGCCUGUAUCUAAAGGGGAAACUGAAAUGGGAACUGGUGAGGAGACAAAGUGGCUUUCUAAGGGGCAUGAGGAGGUGCUGGACAAUAAACUUGGGGCCCCAGUAGAAGAAAGUAGGCCAGAAGUCCUGAAGACUGAGAGGGAGGUGGACUGGCAGGGGGUAGGUGAAAAGGAUGGAGAAACAGGGCAAAGAAAUUGUGAUGAAGAAGAGACAGGAGAACUCAUAAGAAACAAAGGGGAAAUGGACGAGGAGGACUCUGCACUUCAGACAGAACAGGGAGAGAUGGUAACUAAAACUGGAGAUGAAGAGCAAGAGAGCCAAGCUCAACAAAAGGACCCUAGUUAUUCUGGGGAAGAGAAGGCAAGACAUGAAACCGGUAGGCCCAACCAGCAGUUUGGGUUUGGGGAAUGGGAACCAAAGGACCCUAGUUCUUCUUGGGAAAAGAAGACAAGAUGUGAAACCUCUAGCCCCAACCAACAGCUGCAGUUUGGAGAAUGUGAACCAAAGGACCCUAGCUCUUCUUGGGAAGAGAAGGCAAGCUGUGAAACCUCAAGACCCAACCAGCAGUUGGGGUUUGAGGAAUGGGAACCAAAGGAAGAGCAAGAAAAAGCAGAAGAUACAAUAACGUUUGGGGCACAGGAACAAAAUGGACGGCUAGGUUUUGCAACACUGAAGGAACAGCAAGGAAAACUCAUUCACAGAUAUUCUGGGAAGGAAGCGGAGGGAACUUCAGAACAUUUCUUGUUCAGCACAGGGGACAUGUUUAACCAAGGAUGUUAUGAGGCAAAGGGGAGUUUCCUGGGAGCAGAGAGGGAAGACAAUAAAGCUAUAUGGGGGAAUGGAGAAACCCAAGCUGGAGAGUAUUCUAGGCCCCUGGAAGACACAGGCUGGGCAGCAGACAAUGUCAAGGAAUGGGGAGGAGUGGAGAGUUCUGAGGAAAUUUUCGAAGAGGAUUUCUUCACGGCCCCUCAAGAAGGGUCCCAGGGAGAAGUAAGGGUGACAACAGAUCUGGGUUUGACGGGAGAGUCUUCCCCUGACUGGUGGGAUUGUGCAGAGCUAAGAGAAGAGACUUCCACUGCAGAGAAGGGAGAACACAGAGCAAAAAUAGAAUGGGAAGGAGAAGAAACUGAAACGGAUGAUCAUUCCAGUCCAAUGCAGGAGAUACAUGGAUAUGAGAAUGGCUGCUGCCCGGAGCACCAUGAAACAGGGACAGAGCCAAAAGAGAGAGUUACGGGAACAGAAACCCACAGGGAAGGGAUACAGGAUGAGAGCUCCAAGAGAGAGAUAAACCUUGGAGGAGAGUUUUCAUGGGAACAGAGAGGUGAAUUCAGAGAAGAAGCAGAUGGAUGGGUGAAUGAAAAAACAAACGUUGAGUGCAUCUUUGGGGCACAGGAAGAGAGGCCAGAGGAUGGAGUAGGCUUGGGAUGUCCGGAGGAUGAGAUGUGCUUUAACAUUGAGAAAUUCAAGGUAGGAAUGGGAGAGCAGGGUUCUGUCAGAGAUCAAGACAAAGAAGAUUUUCACUGGGAAUGGCCAGAGAAUACAGGAGGGAUAACACACCUGAGCUUAAAGGAAGACUCUCUCUCUCCCUGGAGUUGCAGAGAUGCAAUAAAAGAUGAAGGUGGAGACCCAGACAGUACCAGAGGUAAAGACACAAGCCAAGCAUGCUGUUCGCUGCAGUUGGCUGAGCCUGGAGUGAAAAGUGUGCCGAACGUUUGGGCCACAAAACAGCCCAGCCCAGUAGAGGAGGAAGCUUUAGGAAACAGGGAGUGAAGUAUAAAAUGUUAGGAUGUAUAUUGGUUGCUAAGACCUGCUGUGACUUUUGGGGUUGGACUCCAGUUGUCCUAGCUAGCAAUCUUUGCUGAAGCAAGCUCAGCUUCAGGCAUCCAAGUUCUAAGACCUGCAUUUGAUAACCCCACAUGGCUUUAGUAUUGUGAUUUCAUCUCGGAAAGAAUGGCCACAGCGGUUUAUACAAUUACAUUGCAUUUAACCAGAGAGCCCAAACAUGUGCAGGUCAUCUUUUCUUGGUCUGAUUGUGUCCCUUUCCUAUCUUAUGUCUUGCUGAGUUGCCAGCAGCAAAAUCUCCUCUAUUGGGUCGGCAUCUUUACCGGCUGUGCAACCUGAGCUCUGAAACAUAAGCCUCUUGCUUAUGUCAGGGACUCCAAAAGGAGGCUGCUGGAGAUGGUCAGUAACCUCUUCAGAGUUGUAGGUGGUUUGAAAGAGAAAUUGCUGCCUAUGAUGUAUUCUCCCACUGUUGCUUUCGGGCAAACGGGUUUUGUAUGCUGCAAUUGCAAAAAAGUGGUUUAGAAUGGUUGUUUUCUAGAGGCUGUAUGACUUGUCAAUUUAUGUUGGCUGGGCAGAAAGCAGGAUUUAUGCUUAGAAUAUGCAAAAGCUAGCUGCUUUGGCCCACGUGUUGUACUUUCAGUUUAGUGUUCAAAAGAUGCAUGUUGCUUAUUAAAAGAGUUACUCAGAUGAA